UGCUUAUUGAUGUCAAAGCGAUGCUACGUACAUUCUUCUGACUAUUGUUUUAACUUGAGAAAUGUGCGAACAGAAUCGCCGUCUGUCAUUUAAUAAUCAUAUUUAUGUUAAAUGUGUAUAAAUGUAAACUAUCUGUGCAUGGAUCCAAUACUGCCUAAUGGCGAUAGCUAACUACUGUACUGUUAUGUUACAAUGUUUUCUGCAAGUUUUGAGCGGACAUAUCAAUAGAGUUCUAUUUUCUAGGAUCCAUUUUCAUACGAAUUCCUAGAAUACAGAGAUACUAGGUCAUGGCAACUCGAUGGGGAAUUUGCGGCACUGGCCUCAUUUGCAACGAUUUCUGUGCAGCACUAAGCAGUUGCCCUUCCAGUGAACAUCAGAUUGUGGCCGUUGCAGCCAGAGAAUUAGAGCGAGCGAGGAAGUUUGCUGCGACAUAUGGGAUUCCAACAGCGUAUGGGUCAUACCAAGAACUGGUGCAGGAUCCCAAUGUUGACAUCGUGUACAUUGGGACAAUACACAAGACGCACAAAAGCAUUAGCCUACUCUGCCUGAACUCUGGUAAGCCGGUGUUGUGUGAGAAACCAAUGUGUCUGACCAUUGAUGACGUCAAAGAGGUCCACAGAGUCGCCAAGGAGAAAAAUCUCUUCUUUAUGGAGGGCAUAUGGUCCAGAUGCUUCCCUAUAUAUGACGAAAUCAGAAAGGAACUCGACAGUGGAACCUUGGGUCAGCCCUUUUUGGUGAUAUCGACUAUGACGAUGCCCAUGCUAGACGUAGGUAAGACAAGUGAAGGCGGAGGAUGCAUGAUGUCAAUUGGCUGCUACGUCAUCCAGGCUGCCAAUCUCGUCUUCAAAGGCAUGCCCGAGAAAAUCACUGUUGAAGGGACAUUGGCAGAAGACGGUGCCGACCUCGGCGCGUGCAUUAUACUACGAUACAGUGGCAACCGGAUGGCCAGCCUAAUUUACUAUUCUCAAGCCAUGGCAGAAAUUACUGAGAAGUCAUUUUCUGAACGUUUCAAGAAUCUACAGUCCAAUACAUUCACUAUCAUUGGUACAAAAGGAGAAAUUAAGGUUGAUGCACCUUUCUUGUGCCCAACGAAGAUGUCUGGCCCAUCAGGGAACAAGGAGUUCCCUUUACCGAAAACCAAACACCCUGUGAUUCUGCCCAAUAGUGAAGGACUGUGUUACGAAGCAGACUGUGUGAGACAGUGUCUUAAAGAAGGUUUAAAAGAGUGUCCGAAGAUGACGCAUGCAGACAGUGAAAUUAUUAAUUCAAUCAUGGCGGAAAUGUGUAAGCAACUCGGGCUCGACUACAGUGGAGUGUCAACAACAGCCACGACUAAAAACAUAUUCAUAUAUUAGGCGUUUUCAUUAUAUGCUUGCCACUGUAAAAACACAAAUGUGACUAAAAAAUACCCCAAAGUGAUUCACACCACAUAAGAGAGAUUUUCUUUUUUAAAUAUUAAAUAUGUAUGUUAUACAACUGCUGUAAUAACAAUCGUGGCUUAGUCUAUAUACCUUCUUUUUAUUUGUAUUUAACCCAUAAUGCUUACUUAUAUGUUUGUUUAUUUAUCUCAGAAAAUUAGCUUCAAUUAUACUUAGUGGUUUAAAUGAUAGUUGGCUUGCCAUGACCAAAAUUAACAAUUUGAAUACAUAAGGCCCAAAACACACCAGAUCUGGGUCUGGGUCUGGGUCUGGGUCUAGGUCUGGCGAAAACGAAACGCACGUACAAUACAUUAUUUUAUAAGGCUCUAUACAUUUGAAUUUAAUUGUAUAACCAUGUGAUCAAUAAAACUAAUAACGAUCAAAACGUUUCUAUUUAGUUUUAAAUCGAUUUUUAAAGAUAUGUGAACACUAAAACUAAUCAAAAUGCAUUUUGUUUGCAAACCAAUAAUCACGAAUAAACUGACUUCUGAAAUAGAAAA
This is a messenger RNA of Gigantopelta aegis, 1918 nucleotides long. RefSeq names its product trans-1,2-dihydrobenzene-1,2-diol dehydrogenase-like. Gene Ontology annotation, molecular function: nucleotide binding. The transcript has 8 exons. The record is from RefSeq and is a predicted model, not a curated record. Lineage: Eukaryota; Metazoa; Mollusca; Gastropoda; Neomphalida; Peltospiridae. Bases 288 to 1355 code for a protein of 355 amino acids.